Sphaeramia orbicularis (orbiculate cardinalfish) is the source of this 1990-nucleotide messenger RNA. It is a transcript of the gene foxd3, whose product is annotated as forkhead box D3. The record is from RefSeq and is a predicted model, not a curated record. The transcript has a single exon. Lineage: Eukaryota; Metazoa; Chordata; Actinopteri; Kurtiformes; Apogonidae. Bases 397 to 1584 code for a protein of 395 amino acids. Gene Ontology annotation, biological process: anatomical structure morphogenesis; cell differentiation; regulation of transcription by RNA polymerase II. Gene Ontology annotation, molecular function: DNA-binding transcription factor activity, RNA polymerase II-specific; RNA polymerase II cis-regulatory region sequence-specific DNA binding.
UAAAAGCAUGUGUCAUCUCGACUUGGUUCUCCAAAUAUCACUCCUAUAGGAAAUAUACGGAGCGAGGAGGGACAUCAGAGCGCAAAAGUCGCAGCUCUUACCAUCUCCAAACAACUUCGAGGCAAAGACGCAUCGCUUUACACAGGCCUGCUCACUUACCGAGUGGAGAAAUAUUUGUAGAAGUUGAAGUUUCUCUUUGACUUGACUGACUGCCGGUUAAACCGUAUUUAGAUUUUGGGAAGACAUCCGAUCCCUUGACACGGGCGACCAGAAGUCCACAAGACGCGCCGUGUGUGCGCACUGACCGCGGCUGAUCUCACCUAACGCACACCCCGGCUGCUCGGCUGUUUUGGCUCCGGUAGACUUGGAAAAGUGUGGGCUAAAGUAAGCCGUGAGAUGACCCUGUCUGGAGGCAGCGAAAGAGCCAGCGACAUGUCCGGCCAAACCGUGCUCACAGCGGAGGACGUGGAUAUCGACGUGGUGGGCGAAGGAGACGAGGAGGGCAUGGAGAGAGUGGACAGCGACUGCGACAGCCCCGGGGGAGGCAUCCUGCACGACCUCCGUGGAGACGCCGAUGAUGAUGUGGAAGACGAGAUCGAAGUGGAGAAGGAGGAGAUGAGGUCCGGAGGAGGGAGUCCGUGUUGUGAGAGCUCCGGGGAAGGAGAGACGGGCACCGGGAAGGGAGAGGGUCACGACCAGAGCGCAGGGCCGGGAGGUGCGAUCCAGAAACCCAAAAGUAGCCUGGUGAAGCCUCCUUACUCCUACAUAGCUCUGAUCACCAUGGCCAUCCUCCAGAGCCCGCAGAAGAAGCUCACCCUCAGCGGGAUCUGUGAGUUCAUCAGUAACCGCUUUCCGUAUUACCGGGAAAAGUUCCCCGCGUGGCAAAACUCCAUCCGCCACAACUUAUCCCUCAACGACUGCUUCGUGAAAAUCCCCCGGGAACCUGGCAACCCCGGGAAGGGCAACUACUGGACCCUGGACCCGGCUUCGGAGGACAUGUUCGACAACGGCAGCUUUCUGAGGAGGAGGAAAAGGUUCAAGCGGGUCCAACCGGACGUGCUCAGGGACCAGACUGCGCUCAUGAUGCAAAGUUUCGGUGCGUACAGCCUCGGGGGCCCCUACGGUCGGCACUACGGGAUCCAUCCGGCUGCGUACCCCCAUCCCGCGGCUUUGCAGUACCCGUACAUCCCCCCUGUGGGCCCCAUGCUGCCCCCGGGGGUCCCGCUCCUGCCCUCCGCGGAGCUGAACAGGAAGGCGUUCAACUCGCAGCUCAGCCCGAGCCUUCAGCUGCAGCUCAACAGCCUGAGCACCGCGUCCAUGAUCAAAUCCGAGCCGUCCAAUAGACCCUCUUUCAGUAUAGAGAACAUCAUCGGGGUCUCCAGCGCCUCCUCGUCCUCACCUGGAGCCGCGCAGGCUUUCUUGCGGCCUCCGGUGACGGUCCAGUCGGCCCUGCUGAGCGCGCAGUCCCUGUCCCUGUCCAGGACAUCAGCCGCUAUCGCCCCCAUCCUCAGUGUCCCCUCAAAUAUUAUUUCUGGACAUGUUUUACCCUCUGCGACGGCGGUGUCCAAAUGGCCUUCACAGUGACUUAAAAACCACCAAAAAAAAAAAUUAGACUCUUAUUUUUAUAUAAAGACAUUAUCACCGGGGGAAGUGUGAACAAAUGCACAAAUCAAUAGGCAGCACUGGACUCUGUAGCCAUGUAAAGACUGUUGAAACAGAGAAAAAAGAAAAAAGGACAUAUUUCUGUACAGGUAAUAUUUGUAAAUAUUUGUAAGAAAAACAACAACAACAACAAAAAAAGAAUCAUUUUACCUGUUUGACUUUUACCUGUCGAUUUAUUUUUGUUCUUGUUUGAGAUCUGUGAUAAUUAUUUUACAUUUUUCUUUUUUGUAUUAUUGGAAGCUCACCUGGACUGACCCACACAGUUUUGCUUCCUUUUCAUACAAGACCCAAAAUCUCUGAAAGAAAUAGACUGUUUAUAAUAAAUAAU